AUGGCUACACCAAUCCGCAAGAAGCGCAACUUCAAGGCUUUGCAGCUUGAUGUGCCCGCGAAACCAAAGGAACCAGAGCCAGUACCCACAAGGGUUGCUCCCGCAACUACAGCGGCGAAGGGCAAGAAACGACCUCCACCUAUGACACUCAACGCCCCGAAAUUGGGAGUAUCUAACGCCGUUCAGGAUCCAGAUGGAAAUCUUGCAAACGCAGCAGGCGCGCCUACUUGCACCAUUCCCUCAGCUUCUGCAAAUACGCGGAGAAAUACAUACCACACUCACCUUUCCAACACGCUAGCAAACCUUGAUAUGAAUGCCGAGACGCGUUACGAUCUUCGUAAUGAGGAUCUAAAAGACCUUCAGGAGCUUGGCCAAGGCAACGGCGGGAGCGUCAAAAAGGUAGAACAUACACCCACCAACACUAUCAUGGCCAAGAAGAUUGUUCUCAUUGAUGCGAAGCCUUCCGUGCGGAAGCAGAUUCUCCGCGAACUUCACAUUAUGCAUGAUUGCCAUUCGCCAUACAUCAUCUCAUUCUAUGGCGCAUUUCUUUCUGAUCCAAAUAUCUGCAUUUGCAUGGAGUUCAUGGACAAGGGUUCUCUUGAUGGAAUUUACAAGAAAAUCGGUGCUAUCGAUAUUGAGGUCGUCUCCAAAGUUGCGCUGGCCGUGCUCGAAGGCUUAACCUAUCUAUAUGACGUACACCGAAUUAUUCAUCGUGAUAUCAAACCGUCGAAUAUCUUGUGCAACUCGCAAGGUCAAAUCAAGAUAUGCGACUUUGGUGUUUCCGGUGAACUCAUAAAUUCCAUCGCCGAUACCUUCGUAGGAACCUCAACCUAUAUGAGUCCCGAGCGGAUACAAGGUGCACAGUACACCGUCAAGUCUGAUGUGUGGUCUUUGGGCAUUUCUCUCAUAGAACUUGCCCUAGGACGGUUCCCCUUUGCCGAUUCAGAUCCGGAUGACUCCGACCUUUCCGACUUUGAAGGUACCUUGUCGCCUGGUUGCAUCGGACUUCCACCGAAGAAAGAGAAAGACAAGACGUCAAAAAAGGACAAGCGGAAGAGCAAGGGUGUCAGCCUACAGGGAGGUGGAAUGAUGAUGAGCAUAUUGGAACUGCUCCAGCAUAUCGUUAAUGAACCUGCCCCACGACUGACACCAGAAGGGCGUUUCCCUCAGGAAGCAGAAGAUUUCGUCGAUAGCUGUCUGCUCAAGGACCCUGAUGCGCGGAAACACGCCAAAGGAUCUUUUGGUACUCCCUUCUUAUUUGUUGCAUCCGUCGUGUCCUUCUGA
Suillus fuscotomentosus is the source of this 1284-nucleotide messenger RNA. Its product is annotated as kinase-like domain-containing protein. Gene Ontology annotation, biological process: protein phosphorylation. The coding region runs from base 1 to 1284 and encodes 427 amino acids. The record is from RefSeq and is a predicted model, not a curated record. Lineage: Eukaryota; Fungi; Basidiomycota; Agaricomycetes; Boletales; Suillaceae. The transcript has 4 exons. Gene Ontology annotation, molecular function: ATP binding; protein kinase activity.